Messenger RNA from Seriola aureovittata, 9800 nucleotides. Its product is annotated as transmembrane protein 121. Lineage: Eukaryota; Metazoa; Chordata; Actinopteri; Carangiformes; Carangidae. The record is from RefSeq and is a predicted model, not a curated record. The transcript is spliced from 2 exons. The coding region runs from base 1618 to 2568 and encodes 316 amino acids.
CUUAAUGGGCUUCUCAAAGAAGAAGGAAGCCAGGGCUUUUUCUGGGAGCCAAAAAAGAAACAGCCCAAGAAAAUAGGAUAUCAGCACAAGACACAAUGUGAAAAGAAGAGAGGGAUGUGAAAGGAAAAGAAAAAUAGGGUGAGAGAGAGAAGUUGUGCAUUCAGCUAAGCUGCAAAAGGCUGGCUCGUCUUCCCUCCCCUCCCCGCCUUUCUCCACCCCCUGGAAAAGUGUUCUCUCUCUCUCCCUCUUUUCUCUCUCCCUCUCUCUGCAGCUGUGGUCUGCUGAGCGUCACCUCCACACAGCAAGUGCCUUUACUUGAGCAGAAGAGGGAGAAGGAAGAGGAGGGUAGCUGAGAGAGAGAGAGAGAGAGAAAGAGACAGAGAGAGAGAGAGAGAGAGACAGACAGAAAGAGAAAAAAGACCCAGGAGUGUGUCUGAACACACCAGAGGAGCAUCUCCCUGACUUCGCAGAGAGGGCUGAGAAGUGUACAGAGACAGACGGGCAGAGAGGCAGGCGGCAUUGGAGUAUCACAGCGCUGGUGGUGCUGGCAGAGCAUGCUGAGUGGAGACAGGGGAAUCCACUGGCGCUGUUGAUCCUGGUGUCCCUGGCAAAAGCUGCUUGAGCAAGAGACAGAAAACGGCGCAGCAGCCAGGAUCUCGCCAGGGGGGGGCUACAUUUUACAGCGACAACGAAGCGUGGAGACAGCUGAAACCUGCACGCGUACACAUACACACACACGCGCGCAUGCACACAGAAACACAACAAGGGAAAACACACAUGAACACAGCUGAGAGGGGAAGGACAGUCAGACACACGCUGCAUUUAAAAGAUUCACCACAACCCUGCUUUUUUCUUUUGAAACUUACAGGCUGAGAAACAGGAAAACAGCCACAAAAUGUUUUAUUUUCUUGUCCAGGGAUGGUGGAUGCUGGAGAGGAAAACUUCUGGAGAGGAAAAUCUCUUUUAAGCACGACUUACUGCAGAGGUUCUUCCACUAACUUUACCACUUUUUCUUUUUUCUUUUGUGGAGUUGGGGGUUUAAAUCCUCUAUCUGAGCACAACACAAAAUAACCUCUAUUCUUAGUUGCAGAAAUUGAGAGCAGUCUUUGUGACCAUUAAGAUGCUUCCUCCUGAUUCAGUCUCAGCAGUAAGUGGAUUAUGACGGCAAUAUUUUGGGAUUUCUCUUUUGCCUGAAAAAAGAAAAGACAAGAAAAAAGAAAAUAUAUCCAUGACUGGUGGAUUUACGCCUGUCAGAGAAGGAGAGGAUCCCGUGCGUUUUCUCCUCUCUCCUCCUGUGGAUUACAGAUGGGCUUUGUGAUCUCCCAGUGCAGUCUCAUGGAUGAUCGCUCGCUGCCAGUCAUUAGGAUAAAGUACAAAGAGGGACACAAGUGGCUUGGGCACAAGCGGAGAUUGAUUGAAGUGAUCUGUGUGAAUCCUAUUAAUGCAUCCUGGAUUCUCGCCAAGGUAGAAGCAAUGGAGGGGAACACUGCUGUCUAGCAGCACUAUCUGAUCUGCCUCCUCACUGGACAAACUGAGGACCCUUUCCACCCCCCACCCCCCCUCUUCAACAACACUCCUCCUUCUCCUCCUCCUCCCCCUCCUCUCAGCCAGGCAAGGAUGGUACCCCCACCUCCCACCAACAAGCCCCACGUGUGCCUGUCCACCAUCCUGAUCAUGAGCAGUAUGGCGCUGAUUGAUGCCUACCUGGUGGAGCAGAACCAUGGACCACGCAAGAUCGGCAUUUGCAUCAUGGUGAUGGUGGGAGACAUCUGCUUUCUCAUCGUCUUGCGCUACGUAGCGGUGUGGGUGGGCGCUGAGGUGCGCACGGCUAAGCGAGGCUACGCCAUGAUCCUCUGGUUCCUUUACAUCUUCGUUCUGGAGAUCAAGGUCUACUUUGUGUAUCAAAACUACAAGGCGGACCGGAAGAGCUUGGACGCUCUUGCGAGGAAGGCGCUCACGUUGCUGCUCUCCAUCUGCAUUCCAGUGCUGUUUGUGGUGCUGGUCGCUAUCGACCAUAUGGAGUACGUACGCGCCUUCAAGAAGCGCGAGGAGAUCCGUAACCGUCUCUUCUGGGUGGUGGUGGACUUGCUGGACAUAUUGGACAUCCAAGCCAACUUGUGGGAGCCUCAAAAGAAGGGGCUCCCUCUGUGGGCGGAAGGCCUGAUGUUCUUCUACUGCUACAUUCUUCUGCUGGUGCUGCCCUGCGUGUCCUUGAGCGAGAUCAGCAUGCAGGGCAUCAACAUCGUGCCACACAAGAUGCUGCUGUACCCCAUCCUCAGCCUGGUGACCAUCAACAUCAUCACACUCUUCAUCCGCGGCGGGAACAUGAUUCUGUACAGGGACGCCAGGGUAUCCGGGAUCCUGAUAGGAAAGAACGUCCUGGCCAUCAUCCUAAAGACCUGCAGCUUUGUGCAGUACAGGAGACAGUUGCAGAACGCUCCUCCUGCCUUCGGGGUUGAGAUGCAGAAAAACUCGGUGGCCCACGCUCGCCCUGCCCCCACCCCACCUCAAGUGGUCAUGCAGGACCAGACGCCCCUCCCCGAGGUGACGACGUGCGAGCACACAUGACAGAAUGGUGAGGUGAAUCCUGGAAAUGUCGAUAUGAAUAUAUAUGACCCUCAGGACGCUGGCAGGGCACAAUGUUCCACACCUUUAGGGCAUGUGAACACUCAUGUGAACACACAGGAGAUCAUGAUCUCUGCUGAUGCUUAAUGGCACACAGGACACACUGCAGACACUUAGCAAGGAUAGAGCAGCGCUGUAUCCAAAGCUUUCAUGGUGCAAAAUACAGUAUCACUUGUGACUUUGUUGAAGCACCCCCCCCCCCCCCCAGUGAAUCCAGUUAACUGUGUAUUUUUUCUAAUUGUACAAAAGAAAAAAGGAAACUACUGGAAGAUUAGAGGAUAUAUUUUUGAAUUGUGUGUGUUGCAUUCUGAUGUUAACCUUAAGGGUCUGUGUGCUGUGGUGUGUAUUUCUGUUGCUCGAAUGUUCGUAGUAGUCGAGGGCUUUAACACGACAAAGUCAGAGGGAGCAACCGAUGAGAGAAUCAAAGCAAUGAGAAUGAAAACGACGGUUAAAGCUUUCCCUUGAAAGACGUGUGUUUUUAUAUGUGAUUCUUUGAUAAAGUAUUGUGUACAAGAUAAAGGCUUUCCUGCUCUUUCACUGGCUGUAAAAGGGUUUUUCAUGAAAUCAUUUAAAAAUGAUUGGAUCGAUUGAUUAUGUUUCACUUUCUAAUUAAAAUUCAGCAAAUGUCCUUUAAUUAACCUGGGUUACAAAAGAAAAUAGACAAUGAUUUUUUUUCACUAUGGUUCAAUCUUCAAUUAGAGACUGUUUAAUUACUGAAGUGGUGCCUUUGCAAUGUCAUUCAUUGUGAGAGAGAUCGUCGUCACGUACCAGGUUUCUUAGGUGAAGAACAUGUGAAUAAAUCCUCUGUGCAGUUACGAGGAGUUUGAUUGCUGCAAAGGCUGACUAUGGUGCUCCAGCAAUGAGACAGAAUACACAACCGAGGGGCAACACUGCAGAAUGAUUCCCAAAUAAGGAAGCCUGUUAAAGAUCAUCCUGAGGCGUGCAGUGACAUUCUGUGCAGGUGAUUAUUGGCAGCAGAAGUUCAGUACUACUAUAAUAUGAAAGAAAAAAAGAAAGAAAAUUAAUUGCACUCACACAAAAAGGCCUCUUUUACAAUAGGUUCCUUUUCUUGUACAGUCUUUGCAUAAUCUCUCUCUCACCAGUGACUGCUUGCAUAAUUUAAAGCUGUCCAUGUUUGUUAAAAGCCUGAGAGUGCAGAACGUGGUCCAAUAUUUUCAUCUGUGUAAGGCACGGCUAAGGGAAGGUAGCAACUUUCAGUGGCACAAACCAGGCUAUCACAUUAAAAGUGCUGUAGCCAGCAUUAUUUGUCAGUGUUGUUGGCUGGUAAAGUUACAUCAGCAAUUUAGACUAUAUAAUAUACCACUGGAUUGUAUUGUUUUAACAGCAAUGAAAGGAAAACAAUCAUCCUUUAGAGUUAAACGGAAUGUGCUGAAUAUAGUUGUAUUUGAUUGUGUCGGUGACAGUGUUAAAACGGAGUCAUUCUAGUGUGCUCAACAAUAUAAAAGGUUUGCAUAGCUUGUGCACAGUGCUGUCACAGGCCUUAUAGAAGCUGGUACUGAAACCAUUAUAAACUCAAAGCAUUCUAUUGUUACAAAGGACACAACACAUUAAUAAUCAAAAUAGUCUGAUCCCACAAGGCCAUUCUCUCUCAAGUGAACGAAACAGUAGAUGGUGGAUAGGUCAUGUUUGCUGGAACGCAGACAAUGUGCUGAGAGAAUGACUUCUACGGUUGCAACUCAACCAGCAGCACCAGUUUUAUUUAAGGAGCAGGACUGCUGCUGCCUAAUUGCAAACUACAUUCAUGUGCACAGACAGGGUCAGAGAAGGGCUUACAUCUAUCGCAGCACGCAAGGUGUAUGGAGGGCAGAGAAACACCCUGGAGCGUCCAGGGGUCGACUGCAGACCUAACAAAGAAACACGUACACUCCUUCUGAUGUUAUUUGAGUCUGGAGUUCAUGUGACCUGCAUGUAUUUCGGCCGUGUGGGGAGGGAGAAGCAUCUCUGGGAAACAGCUGGACACAAAGACAACUGAUGCGAUGAUCCAAACCUGAGUCCUUCUCGCCGCGAUGUGACACACUGUGUAAAACAGCUACUUUACACGAGUAUGAUGGGUGUUUUGCCAUGAGUGCGACCAUAUGAUGCGCUAUAGUCACACACCAAAACCAGAUGGCUGAAGAAGUGAUAAUGAGCUCAUUCUGGCUCAAUCCAAAAGCCUUUCCUCUCUGUACAGUAUGUUGAUUCUUAAGUCAAACAUAAGCACAAGUUUAUGAUCAUGAACUGUAUUGAUUACUCUAUUAUUAUCUCUGAUCUUGACAUAUUCAGCAAAAAUAUAUAUAUGAAGUGUUUAUCGGUAUUUGUUUAAUCUGUAUUUCCUUGUAAUAUCAACUAACCAGUUAUCUCAUCCGACUAGAGUUCAUGUCUAUUUGUUUCUAUCAUGUGCAAAUGCUUUUUAAGAACUAAAAGAUGAUCGACUCCUCCGGAGCCCACAAGUUUGCCUUUGGGCACUCUCCCAACCCAAUCUCACCGCACCCUCCCACCCCAUCCCACAUCACCCUUUCCGCACUGCCAGAUCCUGAAUGAAUGUUGCAUUCAUCCAGAUGACCAUGUUUUUUUGCACUGCAGUCUCCAAUGAUAAUAAACUGGGAAGGCUGUUGGAUGCACCUCCACACUUACCACAUUAACACUGACAAAGUGGCCUGCGCCAAACAAGCAAGACAAACGGCUGCAUUCAAUUCACAGCUCGACCUUCGGCAGUCUUGGAUGGCAACAGAGCAGGGAAACAAAUGUAUUUUUCAUGGAAGGUAUGUAAGAGCACGAGGGGAGCAAACCUGUACAGAAAAUGAAUGCUCAUUGAGUAUUGAUUCUCCUAUCUGGAGGGUAACUGAUAUUAGACUCUAAAAGCCCACUUUCUAAAAACAAAUAACAACAGGGAUUUUUGUUAGAGGAAGCAGAGGGAAAAAAAUGGGAUGCUGCUGCACUGAAUGUAUUUAAUGGUUCUCUGUAAAGCUAUAACUUAAAGCUCUGCGAAUCCUUCACAUGAAAAUUAAUGUUUCAAUCUAAAGUUUAGAUGCUGUGCACAUGAGUGAAGCAAAGAAAGGGUCAAAAAGUUAUUCUGCAGAGUGCGGCUCAUCUGAUUCCUGAUAAACAUAUGAUACGUUCACACAUUUUCCAAGGACAUGCACAUUAGCUCUGGGCCACAUUCAACAUCCUUCAACAGCUGCAAUUAUCUUUUCCUGCGUCAAAACACUUGUGCAAUUUAUCUAUUUUUUUCCCCCGGCACAACCAAUCACCAAAUUACCGCCAGUGUAAUCAGAAGGGGUAUUCCUCACAUUCACCCCUUAGACACGCAUGUAUGCAUUUUAUGAGAGCAGAUGCGAGAGCAGAGUAGCUCUUCACAGUGCCUCUGUAGCAGGGAUGGCUUCCCUAUCUUCCUCAUGCACAGUUCAGCGAGGAUUAACAACAACUGUGAAGUGUGAACCCGACGGAGGAUCAAGCCUGUGACUCGCAGAUAGAGUACGAUCUCUCUAAUAAUCAGGUCACUCUGCUGGACUGCCAGCAACUUUCAGACGACUCAACAGGGAACCCAGGUGUUGGAGAUGAGAGCGGGUGGCUCAGAGCGCUGAGAAGUGCUGAACGUAAGUGUGAAUUAUGGAGAGGUGUUUCAAUAUUUAAACUUGAUGGCAGUUUUCUAGCAAUUUUUCAUUUAAACCCAAGGAGUUCUGUGAGAUUUCUAUCAGGCGUUGUUGACCUAUAAAAGAUUCAAAUGGAUUCUGAUUCUCUCUGUUGUCUGCUUAUAUGUACAGGUAUUAGUCAAAGUCCCUGAAGGCCAAAAGAAACAUAUGCUCUGUAUAAUACCUAUUGUUAAAGGAAAUGUCUGUGACUGUGGUUUCAUUUCUAUUCCUAAGGAUUUGUUAUUCACUAUGACUAAAAAAAGAAUAUAAAAUGACUUGUGAAAAAAAUACAGUACACAGUAAGAGGUUUUCCAUUCUUUAUUUACCUUGGUUCAUUAUUAAAGCAACAAAAGGUUUCACCGUGCGGCAGGAAGCAUGGUGACAGCUCCACCUCCUGCAGUUGGUCAAGUUCGCUCUGCAACACCUGUCACUCAUUUUGAUGAGCUGUCUACCUUGAAACAGCAUCUAGCCCAAGGCUGAGGGAGCCGCCGUCAAAAAAGCCACCACAAGCGUUAAUAAUGAAACAGAUGGUGGUGGCAGGCAAAUUUGAAGAGAAACAGCAAUGAGUUCUUUUCUCCGUCCACCAUUGUUGCUGCGACCUCCCUGUGUUACACGGCCAACAAGCGGCCCACAGCAAAUGGAUUUCAGCCCAAACUGCGUUGGAUUUCGUUUAAAAGCCGGUUGCAGACAAACGGAGAGGGUGCAUUAAGGUUAGCCGAGCCAGUGUGAUAUAUGCUGCCGGGUAGAGUUUUAAUAGAGGAUGUUUUCUCAUGUUUGUUAUUAUGUUGGUAGCUCUUACUUUAUCACAUUUGUAAUACUGUAGUUGCAUUGGUGAGGGACAGUAUGGGAAAGACUGUGUUAUUUGUCAUUCUAAUGAGGUAAACCUCGGUGUUAUAAUUUUUCCACAGUAUGCCCCCGGCAUAACAGUGACUACAGCCUCGUAACUGCACAGAUAUGACUACGCAUUCAUUGUUGUUUCGGGGCAGUUCUCAGCUGGGUCCUGAAAGAUUAAAUGGAUCCUCACAGAGGAGGUGAGAUGUCCCUUACAAUGAAUACUGGAGCAAUACUGGGCAAACAAACUGAUACUGUGUCAUGCAACAGUUAGUAUUUGAUUUAAAAUGUCUGUUAAUGUACCCAAGUUCAAUUUUAACUGUGACGAUAUGUGGUGGGUUUUUAGGAAUGUCAGUCAUUGAGCAUCUGCCCGAGAAAAAGUUAAAUGUUUUAGUCAGUUGUAUUUUCGGCAGGAGCAAGAAGUGUUUAACAAGGAAACUUUCCACGGUAGAGAGAAGCUGAACAUUAACAUACAUUGAUACAUUGUUAUCUUGAGCUGUUUCUGGUUUAAAACAUUGCUGAUUUGUAUUUGACAGGCUGUCAAAUGAUCUGUAAACUGAGCUAAUUCCCGUGCAUGAUUUUAGUGGUGAGGAAGCACAUCUCAACUAUUCCUUAAGACAGAAGGAAAAUCUAAUCACACGUGCUAACACUUUGAAUGAAUCUCCAUCUAAUAAGCCUGCUGUCAUUUAAAAUGUCAGCAAAUAUUUUGCUGACAGAUGUGUUUGCCACUCCAAAUGCGUGGUCCAUCACUGUGACCCAGUACAUGAGCCUGUUCUGCAUAUUAAUUUUACUGAUGUAAACCUUUUUAUGAAAAGUAGGUGCAUCAUACAAAUAUCGCUGACUGGAACAGUAAAUGUCCUGUAGAUGCAGAAAGAACAGCUUUCAUUUCUUAACCUUGUCUCACACAAACAGACGAGACUACUGUAUGAUACAGCCUGCGUCGUUAUCAGUAAUAAAACCUGUGCUUUUUCUACAACAACUCAAAAUGUCUGCUGUGAGAAAGGCCUAUUAAGUGGAGUUGGAUAUAGAAUCCAAAAUGUUUCCUGUCAUCUUUUUUCAGCGGAACAUUACUGUGGCCGUCGCGUUUUCAACCAACUCCUGGGACGUUAAGUACCGUCCUGUCUACAUCAGUUGGCAAGAUCGGUAGUUGUCAUCUAGAAAUGUUGUGUCUGCUUGUGUUUGCCUCUAUCUGAAAUCAAGGAAGAAAUAUUAAGUAUUUAGAGUGGUAAAUCUACCUCUGUUAUCAUUGUAAAUUUCAGAAUGGACAGCUCGAGAGGUGCAGCAGCAGUAACUGUGGGGGGCAGUUACACCUGUACUUUUCCUGAUUUGAAUCAGGCCUACAGACACCCACUCUGCUGCUCAACACAGUUUAUACACAAUGUCACUUUGUUCUUAUUGUUUUCAGCCUGCCCAUAGACUUUAUGGAUGAGUCCCCAGGCUCGCAUCUAACCCCAUUAGCUCUUUCCACAAAAUGUGGUCGGAUAAGCCGAGUGAACCUGUCCAGCAGAAAACAGCUGAAAUAAACUGGCGGCUGGUGAAGAAAGUCUAUCAUCUAAAGACCCAGAUAUUUUUUAUCAUGAGCAUGUGAAGACCAAAACAGACGUAAAAGGUCAGUGAUUAUUGGACUGCACAUCGACCUCCAUGCCCUUAAUUUCACUGCACUCUUGUAUUUGAACAAUGAAAAGGCAAUUUCUCAUUUCUUAAUAACUGCAGGAUUUUUCUUUUUUAGUUUCUUUUUUAUUUUAUCUUUUACAAAGGGUUUGUAAGCCACGUAAAAUCACAUCAGUAGCGAUAAUCAAACUGUGACAGGAAUCAAUAGAGGAGCAGUAAUUCAGAGUGUUUGAGUGUUUGAGCCUGGUGCUUUUGUUCAACCAAUCACUGUUAAAAACUGAUUACCAGUUCUCACUGGGCCAAUCCACCUCACCCAUGAACCCCAAUUACAUAGUGAUGCCUCUUUCACCCGGGAGCCAGUGAUUUGUGGAGCGGAUUGAAUAAAUAAUAACAAAAGAAAAUGGGUGUUUUGUUGAAUUUUGCUAAAACCCCCUUGAGUAGAGUAUUUAAAUACAUUCUCAAAUUAAAUUUAAUAGCAUAUAAUGGCUGUAGUAUAAAUAGGACAAGCACCGUGAGAAUUGGUUGCAGUUUGUGGGCUGACUGUGUUUAUUCCCUUUGUCUCACACUGGGUUUUGGUGUGAAAUGCGCAGGACUUGACAUAAAGCACAGAGGCAGAGAGCAUCAUCCAAAGUGGACUGACCAACUCGCCGUGUUCACACGCGAACAAACAGACACUGUCCAGAUGCUCGGCAGCUCUACAGCUGCUGCUUAUUAAUAAUCAGAAGAAGCACAUCACUCAGCACUGUUGUCCAAACCUGCAUGAAUCCAAGCUGCUCUGUUUCCACGCAGGCUUCAGGAGGUGAUGUUAGCUGACAUUAGCUCUGUGUGAGAUCUUUGAUGAAUGAACUGAGCGACCUUGGCUUCUGAUGAAUCUUGUCAAAAAUGUGAAAAACUUGCAAAUUAUUCAUGUUACACCAUUCCUCUGUUAUUAUUUCAGCCAUACUUUUUAUUUCUACAUCACCCUACCAGUUAGGGAUUCAAGGGACUCACCAAGUCAAAAAAAAGUUUUGUUUCUUUCUUCAAGUAGUUUUAUUCUACUGUUGUGUCAAUGGAGUAAUUUUUCUUUGGAGUAAUGUAGAUAUCAAUAAAUAUAUUUUUGAA